AUGUCGCUCUCCAAAGUCAAGCACAUUGUGCUGGUCUUGUCAGGCAAAGGCGGCGUUGGCAAGUCGUCAGUGACGACUCAACUUGCACUGUCCCUAUCACUGGCCGGUCAUUCGGUCGGCGUUCUCGAUGUCGAUUUGACGGGCCCUUCCAUUCCCCGCAUGCUGUCCAUUGAGGCCGAGAAAGUAAAACAGGCCCCUGGAGGCUGGCUCCCUGUGCCGGUCCACGAUGCCGUCGAGGAAAAGGGUAUCGGCUCGUUCCAUGCCAUGAGUCUCGGUUUCCUGCUACCCAGGCGAGGCGACGCCGUUGUCUGGCGUGGGCCCAAGAAGACGGCCAUGGUUAGGCAAUUCCUCUCCGACGUCUUGUGGGACGAGACCGACUACCUGCUCAUUGACACGCCACCGGGCACAAGCGACGAGCACAUCUCCCUGGCUGAGACGCUUCUCCGCGAUGCUCGCCCUGGCCAGGUGGCCGGCGCGGUAGUUGUUACGACACCUCAGGCGGUGGCGACGGCCGAUGUCAAGAAGGAGCUCAACUUUUGCGUCAAGACUGGGCUCAAGGUGCUUGGGGUUAUCGAAAAUAUGAGCGGCUUCGUCUGUCCGCAUUGCUCCGAAUGCACCAACAUCUUUAGCUCCGGCGGAGGCGCCGUCAUGGCUCAAGAGUUUGGGGUGCCUUUCCUCGGCACCGUUCCCAUCGACCCUCAGUUUGGCGAGCUAGUCGAGUCCGGCAGGAGACCGGUGUACCCUCAAGGAACACAGGUUCGUGGACAUGACAUCGGUCAGGCUAAAACCGGGGGUGAGGCCAGGGGCGACACGUUGGUCGAGAAAUACCAGGACUGCUCGCUGUCUCGCAUUUUCAGCGACAUCACGACAAACUUGACGGUCACUAUUGAAACAACAGCCCAAUCAUGA
Messenger RNA from Colletotrichum graminicola M1.001, 909 nucleotides. RefSeq lists its product as uncharacterized. Gene Ontology annotation, cellular component: cytosol. The transcript has 2 exons. Gene Ontology annotation, molecular function: ATP-dependent FeS chaperone activity; ATP binding; 4 iron, 4 sulfur cluster binding. NCBI's taxonomy places the organism in Eukaryota, Fungi, Ascomycota, Sordariomycetes, Glomerellales, Glomerellaceae. The record is from RefSeq and is a predicted model, not a curated record. Bases 1 to 909 code for a protein of 302 amino acids. Gene Ontology annotation, biological process: iron-sulfur cluster assembly.